AUGGUGUCUCCAGACCUGGAUGGAGCCCCAUUGGACGGGGCACCGUUGGACGGGGCACCGUUAGACGGAGCUCCGCUGGACGAUCUCGAUGGCUCGCCCCUGGCCUGGGACCCUGCCUCCCUGGAUGGGAUGCCUGUUGAUGACAUUGACGGAGUUCCCCUGGGCGCUCCCAUGGAUGACAUCGACGGAAUGCCUUGUAGGUCAAUCUGGCCGAAUUUCUAUAAAAAAACCUUACAAGCUUUAUAAGCUGUGGACUUGAUGUAAGUUUGUGUUUUCCAGUGGAUGACCUGGCACACUCCAGAGUGGCUCUGUCUAAAUGGGAGAGGGUGGACGAUGCUGAAGCUCUCCCACAAGGUACUGUACUGUCAGCACUGUAAACCCCACAAUCACAUCUCUACUCCUAACCCUCACACUGCCUCUUCCUCUUUCAGCUAACACUGAAUCCAAAUGGGACACUGUGGGAGAGCAAUACUCUGGGAACAACUUGAAUGUAAGGUAAGAACCUGGUGAAAGCCAUCUUUAAAAGAUGUUAACAUUUUUGGGAAGGCUUUUUCAGAGUUACCAUCAUGUAGCCUGUCUUGCAGUCCUGCUGUAGACUCUCAUCGUCUCUUCCCCUGCAGCGCUAACACUAAGGAAGGAGAUGGGAAAUCAGAGGGUGACAGCAGCGAUGAUGACAGCCCAUCUAAGUACGACAGUGCUGACUUCAAGAGCUCCCUCAGUAGUUUUGAGAUGUCCGAGAGCAAGCGGAGCAGGCUGAGAGAGUUGGAGGCAAGCACACACUGUCUAGUGGCACCAACACAGUACCAUACACAACCCACUGCAGUAGUAAUUCAUUCUGACCAUACCAACCGACUAAUAUUGAUAAUAAUACGUAGGUCUUCUCUAUAGCGCUUUUCUGAAACCCAAAUACGCUUGACUAAUAUUCUGUUCUUGAAGGCAGUUGAUUUCCAUUAAUUGAUGCAACAAUUGGACCCACUGUUCUUAGUGUACGAAUGUACGUGUAGUAUCUCGUACUCACUCAAUAUUGUCUUUGCUGCAGGUGAAGGUGAUGAAGUUCCAGGAUGAGCUGGAGACUGGGAAGAGGCCCAGGAAGUCAAGAAUGAACAUGCAGAAACAGGUAGAGCACUACAGGAACAAGCUGCUACAAAAGGUGGGUAUUUAGUGUACUUCAAUUUCAUACAAGCCCAGUAGUAAAGAAAAUGGUCAAGGGACCAUAAAGCUGCAGUUGUACAUUUUACUAAAUAACUCACCUGGCUGCAAUUGAUCCUCAGGAGUUUGAUAAGGAUGACCAGGAGAAGAAAGAGAGAUCCACGCCAAAGUCAAAAGACAGAUCAAAGAAAGAGGAGAGGAGAGACAAGACAGAGGAGAGGAGAGACAAGACAGAGGAGAGGAGAGACAAGACAGAGGAGAGCAGUAAAGGACGGGGCAAGGAGAAGAGUAAAAGGAGUGAAGAUCGGGACAGGAGCAGAGACAGGGGCCGUAGUAGAGACACAGAGGAGCGGACACAGAAAUACAGAGGAAAUUCUCCCUCAAAGUAAGGCCUGUUUUCUUCUAUUUAAUGUGUGUUCAGCAUUCAGUGCCUUCGGAAAGUAUUCAGACCCCUAGACUUUUUGCAUAUUUUGUUACGUUACAGCCUUAUUUUAUUUUUUUAUCCUCCGCAAUCUGCACACAAUACCCCACAAUUACAAAGCGAAAACAGGUUUUUAGAAAUGUUUGCAAAUGUAUAGAAAAUGAAAUCACAUUUACAUAAGUAUUCAGACCCUUUGCUAUGAGACUCGAAAUUGAGCUAAGGUGCAUCCUGUUUCCAUUGAUCAUCCUUGAGAUGUUUCUACAACUUGAUUGGAGUCCACCUUUGGUAAAUUCAAUUGAUUGGACAUGAUUUGGAAAGGCACACACCUGUCUAUAUAAGGUCCCACAGUUGACAGUGCAUGUCAGAGCAAAAACCAAGCCGUGAGGUCGAAGGAAUUGUCCGUAGAGCGCUGAGACAGGAUUGUGUCAAGGCAUUGAAGGUCCCCAAGAACACAGUGGCCUCCAUCAUGGAAGAAGUUUGGAACCACCAAGACUCUUCCUAGAGCUGGCCGCCCGGCCAAACUGAGCAGUCGGAUGAGAAGGGCCUUGGUCAGGGAGGUGACCAAGAACCCAAUGGUCACUCUGACAGUGCUCUAGAGUUCCUCUGUGGAGAUGGGAGAACCUUCCAGGACAACCAUCUCUGCAGCACUCCACCAAUCAGGCCUUUAUGGUAGUGGCCAGACGGAAGCCACUCCUCAGUAAAAGGCACAUGACAGCCCGCUUGGAGUUUGCCAGAAUGCACCUAAAGACUCGCAGACCAUGAGAAACUAGAUUCUCUGGUCUGAUGAAACUAAGAUUGAACUCCUUGGCCUGAAUGCCAAGCAUCACGUCUGGAGGAAACCUGCCACCAUCCCUACGGUGAAGCAUUGUGGUGGCACAAUCAUGCUGUGGGGGUGUUUUUCAGCGGCAGGGACUGGGAGACUAGUCAGGAUUGAGGCAAAGAUGAACGGAGCAAAGUACAGAGAGAUCCUUGAUGAAAACCUGCUCCAGAGCGCUGAGGACCUCAGACUGGGGCAAAGGUUCACCUUCCAACAGGACAACGACCCUAAGCACACAGCCAAGACAACGCAGGAGUGGCUUCGGGACAAGUCUCUGAAUGUCCUUGAGUGGCCCAGCCAGAGCCCGGACUUGAACCCGAUCUAACAUCUCUGGAGAGACCUGAAAAUAGCUGUGCAACCUGACAGUUUGAGAGGAUCUGCAGAAAAGAAUGGGAGAAACUCCACAAAUACAGGUUUGCCAAGCUUGGAGCAUCAUACCCAAGAAGACCCGAGGCUGUAAUUGCUGCCAAAGGUGCUUCAACAAAGUACUGAGUAAAGCGUCUGAAUACUUAUGUAAAUGUGAUAUAAUUUUUUAUAAAUUAGCAAAUAUUUAUAAAAACCUGUUUUUGCUUUGUCAUUAUGGGGUAUUGUGUGUAGAUUGAGGGGGGGAACAAUAAUACAUUUUAGAAUAAGGCUGUAACCUAACAAAAUGUGGAAAACGUCAAGGGGUCUGAACUUUCCGAAGGCACGGUAUAUGUGCUGACUGACUCUUAUCCCCUACCUGUCCAACAGAACAAAGUCAAAGUCUCCCAAGAAGUCCAAGCGGUCCCGGUCGCCCUCGCCAGCCAGGAAGACGUGGAGGAGGUCUAGCUCCCGGUCGCCACACCGCUCCCACAAAAAGACAAAGAAGAGCAAACACUGAUCCUGAGGCCUGGACCCCAUGCCUCUACCCCUGAAGUGGCAAGGCGGCUCCCAUGGACUGCCCUGCUCCGCCAGUGCUUACCAUGACAGAGCACCACUACGCGCUUCUUUCCCCACAAUGCCUCUGAACUGUCUCUGCAGACCAACUGACAGCUGUUUGUUCCCCUCCGUACCAAUGUCAAGAUUUGGCAAAUUUUUGUAAGAUGACGUUUGAACAUUAAUUUGUACAGUUCUUUGUUUUGCUAUUUGUUUUUAAACCCCAUUCAGAUUGCGACUAGUCCCUGAGACGUCACAAUAAAUCACUAUUGGCAAUGUGUCCAUUGUCCAGGCUGGGGAAUGAAUUAGUGGAGGGCACCAUUAUUGAAUGACCACAUUUGUCUCCUGUCCAGUCAUUCAGCGUUUCUAAACCGUAUUGAAAGGUUGCCUCAAUAUAAAGGUAAUCUCAUCUUGAUUGGAAAAAUGAGCUCACAUUAUAAAUGACAAAACCAUUACUUUAUUAAGUGAAUCAUAAACAAUGUAAAAAAAAAAAAAUAUUCUGUGGUUCCAUUUUAUUUUUCAAUACACACUGACAGACAAAUGAAGAUUUGCAACUGAAAUGAUUGGCGUUAGUGCUUAUUUUGUAAAAUUUAAGACAGUCAUUCCUGGCAGGGAGGAUCGUGGGGAACUAGAAAAGCAGUAAAGUUAAGAGUAAGACAGUGUACCCCUUACACUCUGACAAAUAGCUUACAUUACAGUGUAUUUUAACCAUCCAUCCCUCAGUUACCAGAUCCAGUUUCUGGUCCUGCUAUACAGUCUGACCCUGUCUCACAAACCUGCUUUACUUCAAAACACAGUGCACACUUGUUCUUUGUUAAAAAAGAAAAACAAAAUGUGACAGGACAUCAGUGAGCUGCUUCCUCCAUUUACAGUUCACUUCCUCCACCUUCCCAUCAUCCUCUACUUUAGGGUCCCUGUUCUCCGGAGGAUGACUCCUCCCUCCCGGAGCACUCACCAGUAGGCGAUUGGCCGGUUUUAGAAGCGUUGGUAGGGCAGCGGUUUGCUCUGCUUCCAUUGUAGGACUGUACAUUGGCGGACAGAUCAGUAAGGGUUCAGGCUGAAGCCUUUCAGGCUGAAGUGCUCAGUACUUUUUUACAUUGAUGAAAACCUUAAUGGCGCCGGUGAAGUCAGCAGAGAGCAGAACCUCUGUAUGAUCAGUCUUCAGAGCCCCUGUGGACGAGAAAUACCCUGUUUAGCAUUGAAACUAUACAAAGUGUUUUUCUAUCCACUCAACUCAUCAUACCAUCCAUUUAUCACUCUUAAAGAUGGAAUCCGCAUUAGUGGGAAACACCGCCACGGCUGCCCCAGCACUUUGUUAUUGUUUUGUGGACAAAACGGAGGUGAGGAGAGUCGGGCGGCGUGAGAAAAACAUUUGCAGUACAUAUUCUGUUCUAUCACUCGCGCAAUGAUGUCCGAGUGUUUGUUGUUUGUAGUAACUUCUUUGUUGUAAUAUCCCAAACAGACGUGGCAGUUUGACCAUUAAGGAUUCCAGCUUUAAUGAGUCGCUGCUCUGAAUAGUCUCUCAGCAUACAUAAACAGGUAUAUAAAUCAGCAUACUGUACCUGAGGGAAUGGUCUCCGAGUCAGUAGAGUCCAAGCUCUUACACUCUGCAUCGGCCCCAGCCCCUGCUUUCUCUGCCCCCGCCUCCUGGGGGACGAUCAGGUUAGGAUGUGGCGCAAAAAUGGCAGAUGUCACUACUGCAUUGUGGGCUGAAAGACAACAGAGACUGGACUUAGUGGAGUGACACUACAAUCAAACUGACAGUGUUUCAUAUCACCAACCGUAAAGAGCUGAGCACCACUACAGUAUCUAGGUACCUUUAAUUCCCUCCCAGAAGUCAUUGCGGUCUCGUCGUACAGAGGUGAACUUGCUCAGGUCGUGAUAGGUGCUCCAGAUGUACACGUACUUAUCCUCUGAGCCACUCACAAUGAAUGAGUAAUCAUGGCUGGAAAAUAAGGAAAGUGACAGUUUGCUUACCGACAACAUACAAGAACAUGCCAGACUGAGAAGGAGCCGUUCUCACCUGAAGCUGGCUUUGAUCUGACUACUGCUGUUGACGUAACCCUUGUACUUCAUGGACAGAGACAGGUCCCUCAGGUCAUACAGGCGGAUCCUGGAGUCAUUGGAGGUCACUAGAAUCUACCAACAUAAUAAAAAGACUUCGCUGUCACUAGUAUGUCAUCGCCAGAGAGGCAUGUCUGUAGAAAGGGCAUCAGGAGCGUGGCUAUACCUUGUUCUCUCCAGGCAGAGGCUCGAUACCUGUGAUUUUCCGUCCUACUCGAUUCCUGCCUCUGGUCGACCGUACGUGGAUUUGGGUGUGGUAUUUAAGGCGCUGAAAUAAGAACCGACAUUCAAAAAACGGUGAACCCUCUAUAAUGUUCCUCAUUUUCAUAAUUAUGUUCUGCCAUUGUAAUACUCAAAGAAGAAUCAAACAUAGGCUGAAAUAAUGAUUCUUCACUAGCCCUUCAAACUUGAGGAUCAGUAUGUCUCCCUCCACUGUACCUCGGUGUCGUAGAAGAUGCAGCGGCCAUCAUAGGUGCCGAUGACAGCGUACUUCCCGUUCUGGCAGAAGUUGGCAGCAGUGAUGAGGCGCGUUUGUCCAUCCACCUCGUUCCACAGGGCCACCUUCUUGUCUGGGAUGUUCCACAGACGCAGCUUCCCAUCCAGAGAGCCACUCAGGAAGUACCUGUCAUCCUAGGAGAAAUAACAGAUGGUCAGUCUGGUGAACAGAGCCAUAACUCAAACGUAGCCAACUCACUCUGCACUUAAAAAAGGUCCAUACUUCAACCUAAACAUGCACUGACAAAAGGCACACAAGCUCAUAGAGGCCCACUUACUCUAGGAUGGAAUGCGAUGGCUGUGACAAAGUCAAUAUGCUGAAAGCAGCAUAGACACUCUCUCCUAGAUAUGUGCCACAGUCUGACCGUCUUAUCCAUUGACGAGGAAAGCAGGAAGUAGUUCUGGAAUCAAAGAACACAGGGAAUACUAGGACACAGUGUACCGGCAUUUGGGAGUGUUGUUUGAAAAGGGGGAAGAGGAAAGGCCUGUGGAGUCUCACCUUUGACCAGGACAAGUCCAGCAGGUCAGCCGUAUGACCCUUGUACUUGCAGAAGGGGACUUGGCGGAAGGGGAGAUUCUUGUCCUCUGAAUCGGGGUCUUCAGGAACACUGCUCAUCUGGGAACAAAAGAGGAACUCUUGUCUGUCAGGCUGGGGCUGAGGUCUCAACAGUAACACUGGUAUAGUUACCCUAAGCAACCCUGACCAUAACGUUACUUUCUUCAUGUUUUACAGCUGACCCUCAACUCUAACCAUGACUGGUUAUGUCACUGAUGGGUCCUAACCUUACUCACCCCACCGUCCGUGUCUGAUUUGGAGGAACACAGGCUUUCCUGAGAGGGAGAGGGCGACACACGACCUGGUUGAGAGAGAACAUAAGGAAGAACCAUGAGAAACACAUCAAACAACCAUUACAUUUACCAAAGGUGUGGCAGACAAACUAUUUUGUUCAGAGACAACAUUAGAGCUCAGCCCUUCUUUAGGGGUCAUGAUCUACCCACCUUCAGUGUUGUACUUUAUCCUCAUGUUGUUGAAGUAGUCAAAGGCAUUUUUCAGAACCCAGAUUCGCACCACGUUGUCCUGGCCUGCUGUCGCCAACAACCUCCCACAGUGAGAGAACUUCAUGGUCCACACUGCACCCUGAGGACCAGACAACAGAACAAGGGUUGAGCAAAUAUGCAUGAAUAUAUAUUCACGUUUACAUCUGCAUUCACGGUUACAUACUGUAUGCUUCAGUCAUGGAAGUGGUCUGUUGUUCAAUUGAAAGAAAGCACUGAUAGAUUAACAUACACUCAAAAGACACACACAAUCUUACCAUGUGCUCUCCACUCAGGUCCUGGACCACCUUGAUCUGAUCAAAGUCGAAAGGGCCCUUGAAGCUGUGGGCUGCCUUGAACUUGACAGGCCGGGUGUAGGGCAUCCCCUCAUCAUCACUGGACGACGGGUCAUCCUGGUCGUUGUGAAACACUGAGACACAACCACACAGUGAGACAGCACCCAGCAGAGUGACUAAACAGCAGCAGUAAGAUGUGUGGAUAUGGGAUUGGGGAGGGCUGUGUGGGUUGGCAUACCUUCAUCACGGACACUCUUCACCUUGUUGACGGCCUUCUCACCAUACUCUUCAGCCAGAUGCUUGGCCCUCUUCACAGACUUGCCCAGGAACUUCUUCAGCCGAGUGCUGGGAUAGAAGACAGAGGACACAUAAAACACCAUGAGACCGUCCCAGACUGUCAGAGCAGAGAGGAAACACUGUAACCACAGCAUGAGGCAGGGCACCAUGCCAUUUCUUACGUUUUCUGUUUCAGCUUCCCUCCAUCUGUGUCGCUCAAGGGAGCCUGGGCCUUGUCAUCAUCAUCUGA
Messenger RNA from Coregonus sp. 'balchen', 7700 nucleotides. Lineage: Eukaryota; Metazoa; Chordata; Actinopteri; Salmoniformes; Salmonidae. The record is from the annotation of a GenBank genome assembly.